This is a messenger RNA of Alosa alosa (allis shad), 4346 nucleotides long. Its product is annotated as alsin-like. The coding region runs from base 692 to 922 and encodes 76 amino acids. The record is from RefSeq and is a predicted model, not a curated record. The transcript has 3 exons. NCBI's taxonomy places the organism in Eukaryota, Metazoa, Chordata, Actinopteri, Clupeiformes, Clupeidae.
UCUCUCUCUCUCUCUGGUUUCCUUUUUUGACUGUCAAUAAAGGAACCUUAAAAGUAAAAGUCUCUCUCUCUCUCUCUCUCCCUAUCCCUGUCUUCGUCUGUCCACCUGUUUAUAUCUCUGUGUUGUUUCCACGUGUUCAGGUGAGCUGGUUAGCUGCUACUGUAUACUGUAUAAACGUGCUGUAGUCAUAUGUGCUGUUGAGCUGUUCUUGUGUGUGAUGCUGGGCUAGCUACCACAUGAAGCCCCAGUGAGCUGUUCUUGUGUGUGAUGCUGGGCUAGCUACCACAUGAAGCCCAGUGAGCUGUUCUUGUGUGUGAUGCUGGGCUAGCUACCACAUGAAGCCCCAGUGAGCUGUUCUUGUGUGUGAUGCUGGGCUAGCUACCACAUGAAGCCCCAGUGAGCUGUUCUUGUGUGUGAUGCUGGGCUGGCUAGCUGAUGGGUAAGAUCAGUACCACUGAGUGAGCUGUUCUGUCUGUGAUAUUGAUGGGUAAGAUCAGUACCACUGAGUAAGCUGUUCUGUGUGUGAUAUUGAUGGGUAAGAUCAGUACCACUGAGUAAGCUGUUCUGUGUGUGAUAUUGAUGGGUAAGAUCAGUACCACUGAGUGAGCUGUCUUGUUGCUCUUGUGUGUGCGGCAGCACCACCUUCACCCCUGCGGACAAGCUGCUGGUGAUCCGGCACACGUUUGAGGAGAUGACCCAGGAGGCCCUGACUCUGCUGGACGAGGACUUCAGGUGGUCCAUGGACGACCUCUUCCCACUCUACCUCUAUGUGGUGUUGCGAGCCCGCAUCAGGAACCUGGGUUCAGAGGUGAGCCUGAUAGAGGACCUGAUGGACCCUCAUCUCCAGCACGGAGAAGACGGACUCAUGUUCACCACCCUCAAGGCUUGCUACAUCCAGAUCCAGCGAGAGAAGACCACAUAAGACAACAAGUCAAGAUGGCCGCCAUGGACUCAGAUCUGACCCUGUGCGCCUGGUCAGAUCCAUUUCUGAGCAAUCUGCUCACAGAGUGUUUACCCUGACCAAGACUGGUUGGUGCUGUAGUGGACUGUGUAUAGCUAUAGAACAGCUAGCUCAAACCGCUAGCAGAUAAAGGGUUGAGAUAGUCAGCACUUAGAACCCUUUACUGAGACUCUUCAAAGACUCUUUUACCGAGCUAACAGCUAACUCUUUAAAGACACCUGCUAGUCAUUGUAAGUGUGAGAGUGAAAGAGAGAGAGAGAGUGUGAGAGAGAAAGAGAGAUUAAAGGUGGUUGCAUUAGUUAACCAAGAUGUGAAACCACCUUGAACUCUUAGUAUUUCACAGUUUCAAUACACUCCAGGCCUCUAGAGACAAGAGUGUCAUCACUGUAGGCUACUCAUUAGCUAUUAGCUUUGAUCCACCAUGAUGGUGUUACUGUAACUGAAUCAGCCAAUUAAUUCAGCUACUGCCUUUGAAUAGACUGACCGUAAUGUAAAUUAAGGAGAAUAUAUGUCAUUCAUUAUCUACUGUAUGUGCAGUAUGUAUAGCCUCAGGGUUCUUUGCAUUAAUGCAGAGAGGUAUGGCAGGGAGUACAGUUAGCUAGUGUAACUGUUAGCGUUAGCCAGAUAGCGUCUGUGUGGGGGAUGAACCUAUAGAGGUCCACAAUAAGGCCUUAUCCAAGUUUUUUUACAUACCAUAACAUUGUGUGACCAAAACACUGCUUAAUUACUGCCACCAUUCUACAUGCACUCUGUUUUAUUUGCAGCCUUUUAUUCAAGUCUUCAAUCAAAUUAUUGCUUAAUGAAGGCUUGAAUGGUUCAAAUGUUGCAAAUGAAAAAGAUAACACACAGAUAUGAAAUCUUUUCUCCUUUACUUUCAAGCACCAUGUUUUUUUUUUGUAAGUAUAUUGUUUGCCUUUAUAUCAAUAGGACAGUGGAGAGAGACAGGAAGUGAAAUAGAGAUGGGUUAGGAUCAGGACAUGUCCUCUGGCCAGAAUAGCACAUGGCUCUCCAUGGGCACUGACACCCACAUGUGGCAUGGUGCUGCCGACCUGGCUCUCCAUGAGCACUGACACCCACAUGUGGCAUGGUGCUGCCGACCUGGCUCUCCAUGAGCACUGACACCCACAUGUGGCAUGGUGCUGCCACUUGCACCCCAGCACCUCCACCAGCACCAUGUGUGCCCCAGUUUGGCUUGGGUUGGAUGGAUGGACACACCUAUUUAAAGUUUUUUCUACUUUGCAAGUCAGAUGUGGAGUGCAAUGGCAUGUUCUAGGUCCUGCUGUUGUUAGCAGUUUGGUUAGGGUUAUGGGGUCACUUUUCAUUAUACACUUUUCAGUUUUUUGUGUAUUUUCACCCGGUCAUGGGAUUAUGAGAUGACAUUACAUAAAUAUCACUGACAUACAAGUGGUUCUUCAUAGAGAAUGAUGCAGAGAGAGGGAGGGAGAGGCUUAGUAACUUUUGGCAGUUUGUACUUACCAUAACCAAACUGCGUUCAAAGCCUACAUUACUCCAUUUGGGUACAUUGUAUCCAAGACUAGGCUUCUAGAACUCAUUUCACAUCAAUCCAGCAUUCAUACAAGACCUAUAGAUGAACAAAGCUAUGGAGUCUGGAAAAUGUCACCGUAGAAGGACAUUAUUGUGUGGUCUGUCUCAUUAAAGAGGUCUCUCCGCAUUGUGGACGGGGAUGCAGAUUACCCUCUGUAUUACAUAAGACCUGCUGAAGCACUGGUUUGCCAAAAGGGAUCCAAUUUUUAGGGUUUAAAGGGAUGUAUUUUCUACUGUUAGAAAAAAAAGAAAACACUGGAAAUAUCUAAUGAUUGUCAGAAAAAAAACUUAUUUUUGUGAAAUGAAAACCAUUGCAAAAAAAGAAAUAGUUUUUAUUUUUUAAAUCCUAUUUAGGGAAUGUAUCCUGCUGGGAUUUGUUGUUGUGUAAAGCUGUGGGUGAUUUCGGCUGCUUUUAAAUUAUUGUUUUAUUGGGCUUUCUCCUGGGAUUAGAAUGUGAUUGAAUUAAAAUGGCCAAUACUUUGAUGAGAGGCGAUAAUGGAGAAAAGCUGUCAUUAUAAUUCACAACAGAAUUAACCACCCAAGGUCACGACACCUUCUCGUCCUUGUACCCACCGUCCACACACAUAGAUGCAGAAAGAGUAGAGGCACUGUUUAUAGAUUGAGAAUAUAGAGCGCUAUGCUCUCAGAUCUUUGGUCACAACUUUCUGCAUAGCAGGAUACUUGCAUUCGAUUGCCUUAAUUGAUCUAAUACUGAUGGAGUGCUUGUCUAUGGGAAAAGAAACAUUAAUAUAAAUGUGCCUUGGUUCAUCUACUGUACUUCCCUCAUGUAUUUGAUAAGGAAUAUAUACAGUUGAGUGCAAAUGUUUGCAUUCAUUUCAAAGUAAGGGGGUAUGAGCUUCUGCACUCAUGUUGGUGGGAAAUGUCCAAUGUGCCAAUGAAACUGUAUCAUGUGGAGCUACUCUCCAGCUGAUUCUCACAGGCCAUCAUUUAAUUGCUGGGCAACAGUCAAGGAGCAAAGCAAUGUUUAAGGUUGGCCUUGCACAACAUAAAGCAAAUGAUCAAGGUCGGCCAUAAAACAAAUGUAAUAACUUGGUCAAAUCAUUUUUUUGUUUAACUGUGCAACAUUAUUUACUGAUUGAGUGCGAUGAGAUUGAUCCUAUGUGCAAACAUGAGUUCCUUGUCGCAUUACUCCCACGUCACAUGAUGGAUUGAGUUCAUGCACAAUAGACUUUGUCCGUUGCUCUUUGCUUUGGUCAUUGCCCGUUAAUGAAAGGGAUAUUACUGAACAGCUAUAAGAUAAGGGCUGACACUUGGAGCCCUAAUUUAGGUGUCGGGCAAGUCUAAAGUCUAUAACUAAUGCUAAUUUAACAGUUAUACAAAAUCUAUUUUGCAAAUGUAACACCAUGAGCCUGACCCCAAGCACAAGCUGUGGUGUGUCAGCUAAAAGCUGUCACACGUCACAAGUCACAUGAUGCCUUUCGUUCACAUGUUACUCAUAGACUGACUUUGCACUUUGCCUGGCAUUUAAAUUAGGGCAUUUGCACAGAUGCGGCCCAGAUUAAGCCCAGACCUUGUCAAAGACAUUAUUCUUUCUAUUAUCAGCCUUUCUCUUUGGUCAUGAGUGUGUGGAUUAAUGCUUGAGAAUGUCUUGUACAUUUCAUGUUUGUGCCGCCCCCGAGACACACUGAAACAUGGGUCUAAUAAAGCAGCCAAGAGCGUGAGCCUGCCUUCCCCAGGCUCAGAGCUAUGCCCUGGGUGCUGUCUACCUUCGGCCCUAUAUGCACUGUUACAGAUUCCUGUUCACUUUUUCCAGUCUUAACUGCACAGAGGAAGAUGAUUGUGUUUUAGAUUAUACAUUAAAUCUUAUUUUAAACCAAAA